AGUGACAACCAAAGACAACAAACAGACAUCCAUCCUCAGAACUUACUACAAAGUAUGGUCGAUGAGAAAACAGAUGAAGAUACAGUGAAAAUAAAUGAAUUGAAUGAAACUAAUGAUGAAGUGAAACGUUCUGCAAAUGAUUCCCAUGAUAGUUCUGUCCAUAACGACGAUACCUAUAAAGAUGGAGAUCAUUCGUUCUUUGAUACGCAUAAUGUGCUAGAAAUGACUGCUCAAGACUCUUAUGAAGAAUUUUCAGAUGAUGUAGACGAUGAAUUUAAUAAUUAUUCAGAAGCUUCAGCAGAUGAAGACAUAAAAGCUGCUAUGAAUGAAGCUUUAGAUGAGCCGGCAGGACAAGGCUUGGAAGAAGGUGAUGAAAGAGAAGUAAAAUCAGAAGACUUGAAUGGAUUGGAGGAUGAGAAAAUUUCCGAGUCCGGACAGGAUGAAGCUACUCAGAAAGAAAAAGAUUACAUGGAUCACUCAAAAAUAGAAGCCGCCCUAAACUCAGAACAUGGAGAAGAUAUUACAUUUCACCAGAAAGAGGAAGAAAAAGUUUCCAAUGAUGAUGUAUCAGCAACACAAAACGAUAUCCACAAAGCCACGGAAGAACAGGAAGAAGUGAAUGAAGGAGAAUCCGAUAAGCGUGGAACGAAUUUAUCGUUUGAAGAUCAGAAAUAUGAUGAGAGUCAAAUGAAAGAUGAACAGUCAAUCAUUGGAAAACCUGAUGAACUAGAUAAAAGGUCAACAUUUUCAGCAUCUUCUUCGGCGUCUUCUUCUUCUUCAAAAUCCGGAAAAGAUGCUUUUUCUUAUGAUUGGCAAAGUGCUACUCCUCAGAGUAAGGAAGCAAAUGCUGACAGUGCUUCGCAUGAAAAGAACUCUCAAGAACAUCCAGAAGAAUAUUCAAGUAUAGCCUCUAAUGGAUCUCAAAAAUCACACAUAGAAGAAACGAAAGCAGAAUUGAACCGUGAUAUUGUUCUGGAAAAUAAAAUGGAUGAAGGAAAGGAAAAUACUGAAGACGCUGAAACGGACACAAAAAUGAAGGACUUGUCUGUUGCUCCAAAAGAAGCAACUACCUCAACGCUAAAUUCUUUGGAAAGUGGAGAUGCUACACUUCAAGCUACAUCAUCAACCCUUUUUGUAAAUUCAACUCAGCGAAUAGAGCCUUCUGAGCGUGACGUUGAAAAUCAGAAUUCUUUGAGUUUUCCAGCAAAUACGGAUGUCAAUAUUAGCAGUCCACAGCCAGCGAAAGAUACUUCUAAUGAUUAUACCGAAGAUGAAUUGCCUAACUUUGUACUUGAUCCUGCGUCCGAUAUGGCAAAUUUGAACGACGGCUUUUCCAGGUUGGAGCUUGAUAAUACAUCAAGGUCUUCUAAUAGUACUUACGAAGAAUCUCAAUAUAAUGGUGGUAGCUUGGAGCCAAGUACACAGAUUUCUCGUGGUAGACAUGAUUCAUUUUAUGCUCGAGCAACUUCACCGGUGUCUUCUGCAAUUUCUUGGUUUAGCUCUAAACGUAGUGAUUUGAGUCCAGAUGUUUCUUCAACUACCUCGUUCUAUUUAGAAGAAGUCCUUGCAAAGAAUCCUUCAUUAAUUGAUGACAACCGGAAAAAGGAAAUAAUGAAUUUCUUGGAGACUGAACGUCACAUGAUACCUUCAGAAGAAAUUUACAAUCUUUUAUUCGAAUUUAUAGAGAACCCACUUAAAGUUUUAAGGGAGAAGUCAGAAGAGAUCCACGAUCUGAUUUUCAGCCAUGAGGUUCAGGGGGUGCAUACAGUCUUAUGGAAGUCCAUUUCAGCUUGGUCCUCUUUUGAAAAUGAGCGUCAAUAUUCUGAUUUGGUAAGGAAGAGCUGCGAAUCUGAUAAAGCUAUACGUAAAGAUUUGGACAGAACAUUCCCUCCUGAAAUAUUGGAGCGCUUUUUUUCAAACCGUGACCAAAAGUCUCCCGACAUUGUGUCUGAUUCAAUUGCCAAUUUGCACAAAGUACUAAGAUCUCUUGCGAAUGCUAUUCCUGAAGUCGGUUAUACCCAAGGAAUGUCCUGGAUCGCUGGAUCUCUUUUAAUGUAUUUACCUCCUCCUCAGGCUUUUUCAAUGCUCGUUUUUCUUUUUAAGGAGUAUAAUCUACAAAGUAUCUUCUCUCCUGAGUUGAAAGGUUUGAGUCGUAUCAUGUAUCAAUUUACUCAAUUGGUAGAAGAUUUUAUGCCCGCUUUGGCUAUUCAUUUGAAGAAAAACGAGAUUGAUACUUGUUCUUAUGCGUCUGAAUGGUUCCUUACUUUAUUUGCAUAUAAGUUUCCUCUAAAUAUCGUUGCCAAAAUUUACGAUAUAUUGCUUUUCUACGGUCCUACUAUUUUACUAAACAUUGGUCUAGGAUUGCUAAAUAAUAGCGAGAAAAUCCUCUUGAAAUUAAAUAAUGAUGAACUUAUAACAUAUCUGAAGGAUAAUAUUUUCUCCUCUUUUAUGCUGGGCGACGAACCUGACCAGUAUGAUAUGACCAAGAUAUUACAGUGUGCCUUUGCUUUCGAAAUCUCCAAGUCUUCCAUAGAUAAGUAUGGACAUGAAUUUGAUAUAUCUUUAUUAACAGAGAGAGAAGUUGACACGCAAUUGGAAACUACGAAGAACACUAACAAGUCAUUGAAUGAUCACUUCUCGGUGUUGAGUGAAUCUAUGUCCAAAUUACAAAUUGAGCACGAAAGCAUGUCCAGUAUGCUAGUUCAGGAAAAAUUGGUUUUAAAGCGACAAGCAGAAGAGCAAGCUGGAAUGGAGUCAAAAGUCGCUUCUUUACAUGGUCAGCUUUCCAAAAUCAGAUCCGAAGUUGAAUCGUCUUUCCAAGGUGAGAUGGAAGCUAUAAUUGCAGAAAAUCUCAAAAUUAUGUCGGAAGGACAAGUAUUGGAGGAUGAACUUUUUAGAAAGGAAAAACUGCUUGCUGAAACGAAAGUCAACCUGGCUACUAUGGACGGAGAAUAUAUGUUGGCAAUCCAAAAAUGGAGUCAAUUAAUGAAUCGGAUUAAGAAUGGGUAAUCAAAGUUAACAAUUUUGCACAUGAUUUAUCUGAAGGUUUAAGGGAUUGCAUUCCAUGAUAGAAAACUAUGUGCAUUGUACAUGAGAUCUUAGACGACAAAGCAGCUUACUGAUGUAUAGCUUCACCUUAUCAAUAUAAAGGUUACUGAAUUCGCUUGCUUUUAUUUUUAUUAAGCCUGCUUAAAGAAACGAGUUUGUUGCUAGUAUUAUGAUUCUUCUCUCGGCAAUUUGUACUAGUUAGCACUGAAUUUUAUUACAAAUGAAAUAAAAGCUUGUUAACUUCAUUCUUUUUUAACCGUUUUAAUUUUUAUCAUCAAAAGCUGUAAGUGCUAGCACUCGAUAAUCAUGGUGAAAAUGAUUUCUAAUAGUAGACGUUAUAUGAGAUCUAAAAUAGGCAAGCAGUAGUGAAAAACAGCUAAACUUACAAUUCUCGCUUUUUGAAAAAAUCCGUUUAUAUUUACUAGACCUAAUGCUAUCUCAUCUACACAUCCACAAGGGAAG
Schizosaccharomyces cryophilus OY26 is the source of this 3510-nucleotide messenger RNA. RefSeq names its product GTPase activating protein Gyp51. The record is from RefSeq and is a predicted model, not a curated record. The transcript has a single exon. NCBI's taxonomy places the organism in Eukaryota, Fungi, Ascomycota, Schizosaccharomycetes, Schizosaccharomycetales, Schizosaccharomycetaceae. Bases 55 to 3009 code for a protein of 984 amino acids.